AUGAAUAUAGAAAAAUCAAAAAAUGUCGAAAUCACUAACUCAAUUUCCCGAAAAAAGGGAGAUAGAGUCAGGCUCAAAAAACAACUUGGUCUCUUAGAAGGUGUUGCCAUCAUUUUGGGUAUCAUAUUUGGAUCAGGUAUAUUCAUAUCGCCAUCAGGAGUGAUGAACGAGGCUGGAUCGGUUGGUGUCAGCUUGGUUGUGUGGCUUAUGUGCGGCAUGCUGUCAAUGAUCGGCGCGCUAUGUUAUGCCGAAUUGGGUACGUCCAUACCGCGGUCAGGCGGCGACUAUACGUAUCUAUUUGARGGAUACGGACCUCUACCAGCGUUCCUCUAUUUGUGGGACGCCAUGCUCGUGUUUGUACCGACAACUAACGCCAUCAUGGGACUUACGUUUUCCAACUACGUCAUCAAGCCGUUCUUUGCGGAAUGCGACAAUCCGGAACAGGCGGUUAGACUCCUGGCUGCCGCCGUGAUUUGUUUCAUAACAUUCAUUAACUGCUGGAACGUCAAGGCUACCACCAAAGUUCAAAACGUGUUCAUGUUCACUAAGAUUUUCGCUCUGKUGUUGAUUAUCGUGUGCGGCGUAGUUUACCUAUACUCAAACGGAUUUUCCAAGUUCAUAAACCCUUGGCAAGGAUCGGUCACAGAUCCCGGAAGACUUGCUGUGUCCGUUUAUUCCGGAAUAUUUUCGUACUCAGGAUGGAACUAUUUGAAUUUCAUGACCGGAGAGCUAAGGAACCCUUACGUGAACCUACCCAGGGCCAUUUACAUUUCCAUGCCAUUGGUCACCAUUAUCUACGUGUUGGCCAACGUUGCAUACCUAGCCGUUCUGACGCCGUACGACAUGGUCACGACUAAAGCGAUUGCCGUCACAUUUGGUCACUUGGCAAUGGGUAAAUUUAAAUGGAUCAUGCCGCUGAUGGUUUCCCUAUCGGCAUUUGGUGGUCUGUGCGUUAACAUCAUGACUUCGUCUAGAUUGUGUUGUGUCGCAGCGCGACACGGUCACUUCCCAAUGUUUCUGUCAUACAUCAAUGUAAAGAGAUACACACCAAUCCCAUCUCUAGUGUUUUUGAACAUAUUAUCAUUACUUAUGCUUUUUACAACUGAUGUCAACAAACUUAUAACAUAUUCGAGUAUUGUGGAGGCAUUCUUCACAAUGUUAUCAGUGUCAUUAGUAUUGUGGAAUCGAUGGAAACGUCCAAACAUUAACAGGCCAAUCAAGGUUUCUCUUUGGAUCCCAAUCACAUAUGUAAUAGUAUCAUUAUUUUUGAUCGCGUUGCCAUGUUACGUAAGAUCUUUUGAAGUUGGCAUGGGAGUUGGCAUCACCUUGUUAGGCAUUCCAGUUUACUAUAUAUGUGUAGUUUGGAAAACUAAGCCUGAGUGGUUUCAAAAUUCAUUAAAGCAUGUGACGUUCACCACCCAAAAGUUAUUUGUUGUUGCUAAAGAAGAAAAAGCAGAUAACGUUUUAGAAUAAUGUUAAGAGUUUUUUAAA
Molecule: messenger RNA, 1491 nt
Organism: Diuraphis noxia (Russian wheat aphid)
Lineage: Eukaryota; Metazoa; Arthropoda; Insecta; Hemiptera; Aphididae
Product: Y+L amino acid transporter 2-like
Biological process (GO): amino acid transmembrane transport
Cellular component (GO): membrane
Molecular function (GO): L-amino acid transmembrane transporter activity
Source: RefSeq, a predicted model, not a curated record